AUGAUUUUUUGUUUCCUUUAUUUUCUUAUCUUUUUCUUCUUUCCUUUAUUUUCUUAUCUUUUCCUUCUUUCCUUUGUUUUCUUAUCUUUUCCUUCUUUCCUUUGUUUUCUUAUCUUUUUCUUCUUUCCUUUGUUUUCUUAUCUUUUUCUUCUUUCCUUUGUUUUCUUAUCUUUUUCUUCUUUCCUUUGUUUUCUUAUCUUUUUCUUCUUUCCUUUGUUUUCUUAUCUUUUUCUUCUUUCCUUUGUUUUCGUAUUUCUUUUCUUUUCUUGUUUCUUACCUCUCCUGGUUUUCUUCAAACCCUUUGGUUUUCUUAUUCUUUUUUUCCUACCCUUUUGUUGGUUUUCUUGUCCCUCCUCUGUUUCUUUUUUUUUUUUCACCCCUUGUUUUUCUUCUUUUUUUUUUUUUUUUUUUUUUUUUUCACCCCCUGUUUUUCUUUUUUUCACUCUCACUGUUUUCUUGUCAUCCCCCUUGAGUUUUUUUCUUGAUUCUUCUCCUACCCCAUUGAUUUUCUUGUUUCUUUUUUUCUUCAGUUUUUCAUUUUCUUUUUUUUCUUUCUGCAAUUUUUUGUUUGUUUCCUUUUUUCUUUUUUUUUUUUCUUUUUUUUGUAAAAUAAGAACUCCUCUCUCUUCCUGCUACCCCCUCUCUCCUCCUUUCUCUUGUGCUCUUUCCCUUGCUCUCUCUUCUCUCAAUCUCCCCUAUCUAUUGACUUCACCCUAUCUUUAUCUAUUGUCCCUCUCUAACCCUAUCUCUUGA
Messenger RNA from Acanthosepion pharaonis, 753 nucleotides. NCBI's taxonomy places the organism in Eukaryota, Metazoa, Mollusca, Cephalopoda, Sepiida, Sepiidae. The record is from the annotation of a GenBank genome assembly.